Messenger RNA from Aspergillus ochraceoroseus IBT 24754, 2739 nucleotides. RefSeq lists its product as uncharacterized. The transcript has 2 exons. NCBI's taxonomy places the organism in Eukaryota, Fungi, Ascomycota, Eurotiomycetes, Eurotiales, Aspergillaceae. The coding region runs from base 1 to 2739 and encodes 912 amino acids. The record is from RefSeq and is a predicted model, not a curated record.
AUGCUGUCCGCUCCUGUUAAAUCGGCCAAGCGGAUAUCCUCCCUUUUCUCUUUGGGAUCCCAUAAAGAUGCUCCCAGUCCAACCUCUCCACGCUCCCCGAGCCUUCCAAGGCCCUCUCCCGAUGAGAAACACCGUCGAACCAGCUCCCGCCCAGCGCGUCUAGUCUCCAACCCAAACCCCGAUUUCACAGAACCACGAACAAUUAUGUCCCCGGCUACCCCCAUGGAUGGCUUUGACUUGGAUUCUCCGCUUCCACCGCCCCCAUCCCUCUUGGCCGUGAAUCAGGAUCUCGCCGAUACCGCAUCGAAUUCGUCCGAUGGAAGGCCACAAAGUCGCGGUCGCAGGAUGAGCAACGGGAGACCCUCCACCUCGGGAGGCCUUUUUGUUCCGGGGGCUGCUCCGGACUCCCGCCCUGGGACCCCCUCCAAGAGACGCAGCUGGAUGCCGGGACGACAAAGGGCGAGCUCAGUAGAUACCAGAGCUUCUCCAACCACUUCCCAGUUACCGAGUGCAUGGAUUGCCGGACUCGAACAUAAGAUUUCUUACGAUAUGACCCCACUGGGGAAGGGCGAACAGAUCACCGAAUUGUGGAAUGAAGCCGGCGACACAUACGUCUACUUGUUCCCCGAAAAUACUGGCAGACCAGCUUCCUUCAAAAUUCAUUCCACGGCUUUCACCGACUCGGCCUCCCUCAAUUUCCUCGCCCGCGGAAACGAUCCCAGAACUGCCAAUCACCUAGAACAACAAACCCAAUCGCUGUCAUUAAAGCCCGAGGAGGGCGCCCCUGCAUCUCCUCCGCUCACCCCCCACAAGUGGACCGAAAAUGACAACGACAGCGCAGGCAGUAGGCGCAUGUCGUUGGAAGAGGAUGGCCUGGAUGAGCCCCAGGAGCUGCAUCUCUAUCUCCCCAUCCCCCUGAAUAGCGAUGUGUCGAACCUCACUACCCAAAUCUCACCAGAAGAUCAAGAAACCCUGUUGCUCUUUCGAAACCUGUUUGCCUUUUUACUCGGUCAAUCGUUGAUUGCAACCCCGCGGGCCCCGUCUCUCUUCUCGAUUUUCAUGGACAUCGCUUCGCUGCUCUCCCGCUUUGAGUUUACAAACUUCGACGGCUCGAACUUUGGCGAAAUUGCCACGUCCAGCUUCAGUAACUACUGCGAUGAGCUGUAUCUGGCCGACGUACGCAAGAGUCGCGAAAAGACCAUCGAGGCCAUCGUGCUGGGAGAACGCUUACGCUUCUUCCCGCUUUAUCUCGAGGGCUUUGUGCACGGCGUCGGGAAACUGGAUGAGUUGAAACAAUUGAGAAGUCCCAAAUUUGGACUCAUCAGCCCUAUCACCCAGAAACGCUUGGAGCGCGGCUUCAUUGACUUGGACAGCCGGCUCAAGGUGCUGCAUAGCAAGCUGAACGACUUUGAAUUCCCUUCCGUGUUCUCCGGCAUUGCCAAUUCCGCGACGGCCAUCGAAAGCAAGACCGUGCGCUUCAAGGCGUGGAAAGCAGCCUUCAUGGACUUCCGCCGAUUCCUCCUGCAAUAUUACCGCCAGAAGUACGGCUCGUGGCCGCCCAAGGCCCGCUCGCGCAAGAACCAAUUCGAGGAGAGUGGUCUGAACCGGCAGGUGGUGAAGGAUCUGUACCAGGACUGUUGCGACCUCUAUGACAUGCUGGUCGACCGGACGGCGCUCACCACGCGCACGGUGGACAUGGCCCCAGAGACCUCCGAGACCUCCGACCCCGUGGAGUUGAUGAAUCGCGCGAUGCGGAUCAUCCUGAGCGAGUAUGACCGCAGUACCCCACCGGUCCAGCCCCCGGUGCCGUUCGAUAUCCCCCAGUAUCCCUCGCUGAAACCCAUCACCCGCAAGCCCAUGGAUGCCAAGAAGGAAGGAAAGCAGAUGGGCAAGAAGCUCAAGGAUGCGGACAUCAACGCGGUUCUCAUGGGCUCCUACACUCGCGAGAGCAUGCGGCCCACUCCGUUCAUUGAAGCGUUUAUGCAGUUCGAGCGGCGCUCCGCUCACGGCAAGACGGUCAAUGACUUGAUUGACCUCCGCUGUGGCCAGUGGAUCCUCAUCUACUGCGUCAUCCAGGCACUCCCCUUGCUCGUGGUUGACGUUCAAACCGUCAGAUUCGUCGACGACGUCGAGUACUUCCUUUGCAUUGCCCCCCGCGGUGGUGCUCCCUGGGUCCACAAUGACGGCAAAGUGGCUCGCAGCUGGUUCGGGGUCGAAGGCGGGGGGGUCGUCAGCCUCCCCUCCGAUGUGGUCAUCAACGGCGUCGAAGGCGUUUAUCGACGUAGUCACUGCUGGCAGAUGGCAGAGCAAUGGGCCGAAGAGGACGCCAUCCUGGCGCCUCCGACCAUGGAUGAUCCGUAUGAGAACGAGUCGUCGAUUUCCUCGCCCUACCCCGCCCACCAGUCCUCCGCGGGUUCAUCCUCAGAGCCUCAGCAUCACCCACAAAUGUCCUUAUCCGGCCAAUCCCAGUCGCAGUACUACCAGCCCCAAGCGCCCGGCACCCCUCUCCUCUCUCCCGGCGGGCUCACCCCGCCUCCUGCCAUCCCUCGAUUAAGUGCUCCAAGCAUCCGAUCCCGAUCCGAACAUCGUCACUCCAUUAAUCCGGGCCUUGAGGCACUUCCUUUACCCGCCGGGGUUGCUCCGAUUGACCCUCCCGCUAGACCAGUCAGCAAGUUCAAUCCCAACAUGAGCUUUGAUGAUAUCCUGAAACAGGUUCCCAAUCAAAGGGGCAAGAAAUAG